AUGAUCGCCAUCGCCGGACGAAGAGUACGACUUUCGAGUUCGACGCGGUUUUCUUCUUCUUUUCUGAGCGACAACAAUAACAACAACGUGAGUCACAGAAAGGAUGAUGACGAGUGCGAUGACGAUGGAAAAAAUCGGCGAUGGAUUUGUUCUUCUUCUUUAACUUCUUCUUUAACUUCUUCUUCGACUUCUUCGAAAAGUGGAGGACGACGGGGGAUGAGCAGCGACGCGUCGCCGUCGCCGUCGUCGUCGUCGUCGUCGUCGAGCAGUGACAGCAGUAACAGUAACAGCAAAAGCAGUUCGACGAGAAACGAACGAGAGAAGGAUGAUGAUGAUGAUGAUGCAACGAAGAAGGAGAAGAAAAAAGAUGGAUUCGAAGGGGGUGCGAAAUCCACCACGUCUGCGAAAGCGCAAGAUUUAUUGAACGCGUUUCGGAAACAACGAGAGAAGUUACAGUCGGAUCCACGCGUGAAAGAGGCGUUUUCUGAAGCGAAGAAGUUUAAGGAGGAGAUGAAGAGAGAGGUUGGGAUGGAGAGGAUGUUUGGCAAAGGCGGCGGCGCAAAAAGCGCUUCAGGGGCGAGCGAGGAAAAAGAAGCUUCCCCUGAAUCAUCUUCCUCUGACAGUAGCAGCAGCAACAGCGCGUCGUCGUCGGCGUCGGCAUCGACGUCGUUUAUCGGCCGUUACUUUAACGUCGCCCUCGACGCCAUCCGAGAAGAAGUGCGUUUGCUCAACAUGGACGAAACCGAACAGUUUAAAGAAAAACGGAAAAAACAGCGCGAAAAGGAAAUGCGAGAUUACGCCGCCGCCGCCGCUGGGGGAGGAGACGGCGACGCGCCUGCCUCGACCGCGGUACAAAUCGUCAAGCCGAAAGACCCAACUCGAUUCGAGCGCAUGUUUGAAGACGUGAAACAAAAGCUCGGAUUUAGCGAAGAAAAUUUAGAUAAACUGCAACAAUCCGAAGCGGUGAAAAAACUGAAAAAUGUCCAAGAAGAUUUGCGCGAACGAUGGGAAACCUCGGACUCUCCCAUGGUCCAUCGCAUCCAAGACGCCUCCGAAUCGUUUUUCGGUGAAACCGACCAAGCGGAAGCGAUGAAACUCAUACGCCAAAUGGACGUUGGUUUCAACACGUCUGAUUUCUUGAGCGAAGUCAAAUCCACGGUACCGGACGUCAUCAAAUCCUACCUCCUCGGCGACGUCGAGUCGUUGAAGAAAAUGGAAAACAUUUCCCCGGAAAUCAUCGAACGCAUGGACGGUCAAAUCAACGCCUGGAAGUCUUUAGGUCACGUCGUCGACGCGCGAUUAUUACACGUCAGCGAACUCGAACUCGUGGAAAUCCGCGUCCUCGAUAACUCCCCAACCGUGGUUUUACAAUUCGCCUGCCAACAAGUCAACUGCGUCCGCGACGCGAAAACGAAAGAAAUUAUCGAAGGUGCCAACGAUGACAUUCAAUCCGUGCACUAUUUAUGGGCCAUGCAGUUAUCCGACGUGGAGUUUGAAACCGAAGACGGGAGGAAAUUUAGCAAGCCGACGUGGCAGUUGCGAGAGAUGGUUUUGCGGGGGAUGAUGAGCAUCACGUGA
Bathycoccus prasinos is the source of this 1578-nucleotide messenger RNA. RefSeq lists its product with no specific name. Gene Ontology annotation, cellular component: mitochondrial inner membrane. The record is from RefSeq and is a predicted model, not a curated record. Gene Ontology annotation, biological process: protein import into mitochondrial matrix. NCBI's taxonomy places the organism in Eukaryota, Viridiplantae, Chlorophyta, Mamiellophyceae, Mamiellales, Bathycoccaceae. The coding region runs from base 1 to 1578 and encodes 525 amino acids. Gene Ontology annotation, molecular function: protein-folding chaperone binding. The transcript has a single exon.